Messenger RNA from Hydractinia symbiolongicarpus, 3703 nucleotides. RefSeq lists its product as uncharacterized. Lineage: Eukaryota; Metazoa; Cnidaria; Hydrozoa; Anthoathecata; Hydractiniidae. The coding region runs from base 115 to 3648 and encodes 1177 amino acids. Gene Ontology annotation, molecular function: protein dimerization activity. The record is from RefSeq and is a predicted model, not a curated record. The transcript is spliced from 8 exons.
UGGGCUUCGCUUUUAGGCUUUGGUUCCGCAAUAAACACGAAAGAUGAACUUUUUUUAAUAAAGUGUGAGUAAAAAUAAAACAAUGAGAGUAAAAGAUGUAAUGAUGGUGGUGCAAUGAAAGAACAAACUAGAAUUUUAAAGAGAAAACGAGGGCGGCCAAAAAAAAACGUGACAUGCAGUGAAACAAGGAAAAUUAUUCCAUUGUAUCCAAAGUUAGAGCAUACCCCUUUACCUCCACAUCAAGACUGCAUGGUUAGAAAGAAAUCUCCACAAACAUUACCACAAUAUAGUAUUGUAGAAUUUGAAAUAUCGAGUGAUUCUAAAAGUCCUGACAAACAUGAAAAUGUCAAAACCGAUGAUGGAAAUAUCCAAAAACAAUGGACACGAAAGAGAGAUAGAAGUAGUCAUAACGCAGAAGAGAAAAGGAGAAAAGCAAAAAUAAAUGGCUGGAUUUCUAAAUUAGCUGACUUGUUAUGUCAAAUGCCUGCCGACAAAAAGAGUAAAUGUUCCGUUCUCGAGCGUGCAUUUCUAUACAUCAACGAAAAAGAAAAACAAGAUGUGCCACAGAAACUGUUAUCACGUAUUAACGAUUUGGAAAUGAUCAUCAUAAAAUUAGUAAAAUUGCUACGUCAGCAUUCGGUAAACAUUCCUGAUGACAUCAAAGUCGUGACCGAUAAUCCGUCUUUAGCGAAAGAAAUUAUGAUACAACCCGCUUCACCACAACAUGCUUCCUUGUCGAGUACUUCCGCUGUCACAGAUGCACCUAUGUCUUAUAAUUUCAUUCUUGUAAAUGCACCCUUAUUCAGUGCGCCUCAUUUCAGUAGUGCGACUGGAAACUCACAGUUGUCCAAUGUUUUGACCAAUAUCAACGCACACCAAUGUAAUAACGUCUCGAGCGCUAAAGCCCAACUAACAAGCAACCAAAUUGUUGGUGCCACAUCUUUGCCUUGUAUCAGUUCUCCUUUGAAAAGCAGUAGUUCGGAUGUUCUCACGCGUCAGACUUGCGCAACCAAAGUAGUGUGUAGUACGAGGAAGCAUGUUUCACAGGCAAAAACAACAUCAAGCACGUCAGGAAAUAAUAGUAAAGAUAAUGAGAAGAAUCUAUGGCGGCCUGUUUCGUCCCUAUUACCAAUAUCUACAACCUAUAAAAAUGAUGCAUUUCUUCAUGUUACAACAGAAACCAAGAGACAUUCUGCUGUUGCCUCAGGCAGCGGAGUACAAGACGCGCUUGUUAGUCUGUCUUCGGGAAGAGAAGAUGAGAAAGAAAAACUGGAAUUACCUUGCCACGCUCCCAAAAAUCCAAUUGUUUCGCUAACGAAAUUAAAUACCAAUUUGUCAAUGAACCCCAGCGAUUUGACGCCGGAGGUUCUGCACCAAGGUGUUUUAGAAAAAAGUAUUGUUAAUCCUGAAAAUAGGGCCAAGACGGAGAAGGCCUUGAAAUUUUGGAACAAAGUAGCCUCUCCCACACAAAGUUUUGGAAUAGACAGUCUGCUGGUUGAAGAACCUGUUAAAGUGAACUCUUGCCCCGACAAUGUUGUUUUCACUACGCCCGUCUUAUGUGCAAGUAUUACGAAUCAUGAAAAAAGUCACGAUCAGGUAUGCACGUCAUCAAUGUCGUCAUCAUGUUCACAAGGAUCUCGUUUGUCGAGUAGUGGUCAUACAGUCAAAGCGUUGUUAGAACCAAACACGAUUAACUGUGUCAUACAGAAUACCAAAAUGAUUAAUUUACAAUCUGAUUUGCCUGCUAAGAGUCUCAAUGCCUCCACAACACAACACAUCACAAAUGUUUCAACAUCGAGUAGUAUUUCUGGCAAUGACGGAUCUUCAAAACGUUGGGGAAAUGUGUUGGUGAAUGCUCAUAAUAGUGACAUGUUGCUGACGUCAUUUGUCCUAGAAAGCAAGUUUACGAACAAAAACAAACCUAAACGAAAUGAAAAACAAGGAAUAAAAGAUAAGAAUAAAAUAAAUAGUUUUUUAAAAGGAGUAGGAUCAUUGUCAACGGUAGAAAACACAACAAUAAUAACAACAGCAACAAAGAGUUCAUUACCUGUAACAUCCACAACAUGUCGAUGUAUUAGUGAAGUAGUGAAGCCACUUAUAACAAAAGCUGUGGCAAGCUCAUCUAAAGGGAACAGUCUUGCUGAUAUGACAACAUCAGCAGGUUUAUGCUGUAACAGUGCGUCCGCUGCUAAGUUAUCUUUCACCUCGCCAAUCAAAUCCAAAUUGACUGGCUUAAAAACAACUCUUACGUGUACUGUGGUUGGGACAAAUACACACACAGACAGUACCAGUCAGGAAAACUAUUUAGUAAAGACUUCAUCAGACCACUCCAAUGCUGUCCUACAAAUAGAUGUUAUUAACUCUGGAAACUCGAUUAUUACCAAGAAGAAAGCUAAUGCGGUAUACCCACGCACAAUGAAUGAUCGAACUGUUAAGAAUAAAUGGUUAGAGAUGGAAAAGACGGACGUUUCCAUCGCCUUUACAAUAUCAGAUCGUAGUAACGAACAAUGUUCAAGUCCCGUGAUCUGUUUCCCUAAUAUUGGAAGGCCACGGAAAAGAAGUAUGUGUGAUGUGACUGACCUCUCCCAGUCAAGGAAAAUCUCUCAAAACAAAGGGGGAGACGUAACGUCUUCCAGCGAUUUUUCUGCCGAGUCCUUAUGUCAGCCAGCAAGUAAAAAGCAUUGUGAUUUAAAAAAAUCUUGUAUAAACGAAUCAAAACAACAUCAGAAAAUUAACAACGUGAAAGCCAGACAGAAAACACGUGCUAUUCAUAACCCAACAAAGCAACAGCAGCGACAACAACAACAAAAUAUUCCCCGUCAAAAACUCAACCAUCAACCAGAUUUACAAUUCCCAACGUCUCUACCAACUAUACUAAAUAUAUUUGCACCAGCCCCUGUUCCAACAACCAACAUGCAACAACAGAACAUUCAGCCUGGUUUCUCCAACUUCUCCGCAGAGGCUCUAGUGAAUAACACAUGCAACGUAAUGAGCAACGGUUUACAAGAAGCGAACUUUCACGAAAAUAUGUUAAUGGCUGCAAAUUUUACAAAUUUCUCUGCUGACACUCUUAUUUCCGGCCAAGAAUCGAACAUGCCUUACGCAAUCGACAAUCUUAUUGCCCAAAAUAACGUUAAUCAAAUAUCCAACUACUGGAACCAAUGGCUUCCCCAAGAAAUGUCGUUGAACGAACCAAUGUUUCAAAAUAUGUCAAACAUACAAAAUAACAUGCAGCGAACUCGACAGAAUAUUGCGACAGAAUGUAGUCCAAUAAAAAGCAUCAUGAGUAUAUUGCAAUCUUCGCCAAACAGCAACCCUGAAUUGCCAUUAAACAACAUUAACACCUUACCGCAAAAAAAUAAUCGGGUGGAUCACCGUGGGAGGAGAUUAUUUAACCUUUACCAAAACAACUUUCCCGAAAAUAUUUGGAACAAUAAACAACCAUACACACAAAAUCAUUUGUAUCAGUUGAACACUGAAGCCACCAAUGAAAAUGCUAUGUUUACACAUCUUAGCAACAUAAACUGUAAUAAUGCAAGUAAAUAUGUUGGAAUUGGCAACAUUGAAAAUUAUAAGGUGGACACAAGAAUAAACAAAGAAAAAUGCGGACCAACUUAUGGUUCUUAUUCACUUCUAAAUUCUUCUUAGUAGUUUUAAAAAUAUUAUAUAGUAUUCUUUUCAAAAUAAAGAAAUCUUUUUAAAA